GUAGAAAUCGUCGAGGACCCGAUAACCUCGCUAAGCCCACCAUCCACGCCAUCUGAAUGUAAGAGCAGCAGCCCAUCUGAUACGUCUGAGAGACGGGCGAGUGUCACUGAGGGCUCCCCGGCGGGAGUAGGUCAAGAUACCUCUCCUGUCCAGAGCAGUACUCCAAGUGAAG
Perkinsus marinus ATCC 50983 is the source of this 172-nucleotide messenger RNA. RefSeq lists its product as hypothetical. The record is from RefSeq and is a predicted model, not a curated record. Lineage: Eukaryota; Perkinsozoa; Perkinsida; Perkinsidae. The annotation marks the transcript as partial. The transcript has a single exon.